Molecule: messenger RNA, 946 nt
Organism: Triticum aestivum (bread wheat)
Lineage: Eukaryota; Viridiplantae; Streptophyta; Magnoliopsida; Poales; Poaceae
Exons: 3
Coding region: 1-762 (253 amino acids)
Source: RefSeq, a predicted model, not a curated record
AUGGCCGGGAGACGAUGGGACGCUUGGUGGCUGGGCGGUGGCGGGGCGCGGGGUGGCCGGGUGGCGGCGGGGAACGGGGUGGCCGGGCGACGGCAGGGCGCGGGGUGGCCGGGCGACGACGGGGACGAGCUCCCACCCGCACCGCCGCCUGCAACCAUCCGAACCCCAGCUGUCUGCAGCCCUGAACUUCCUCUCGACCCUCCCGAUCUGUGCCACUUGCGUCGCCGUGUCGCAGCGCAUCCCAGCCCGCGCGACCUGCGCCGGUGCGCGUCGCCGCACCUCCUGCCGUCACGCCAUCGUCACACGUCCUCCCUAGCCACCGUGCGGCCCCGCGCCACCAGCAAUCCACCUUCCCUCACACCGGACUGGAUCCGGCGAGGUCAACGCUCCCUGACACGCCUCCACUGCAGCCAACCACCACUCGCCUCCGUCGAUUUGGCUGCUAUCUCCCGCCGCCAGCCUUUAUCCCCUCGUGGCUGUCCCCGGCGAGGCUCCCCCGCCACCAACACUGCCCCUCCUAGCUUCUCCCCCGUCUCCUUCCAUCUUCCACUGCGCGUGAAGGACGCCGUGGCAGGGAACGUGUGGCCAUCCGGUCGCGAGAGAUGUGUGGAGCGCUGCAGUCCGCUCGUCGUUGACCCCGUGUUUGCCAACGGCCGAGAUUAUUGUUGCGUGUGGACUGCAGCGACGACCGAAUCCGACCUUCACCAGCAUCACCAUUCUUCCUUCUCCUGUUCACCAACGUGCACCGCCAUCCGCUUGUGACGUUCCACCCGCUAAUGUAAAAGACAAAAAGAUUUGUACAGGAGAUGUUAAUGUAGUACUGCUCAUGGGCAAAAGUUUAUCAAAGUUCUCACAAUUUUUUUUUGUAAAAAGUAUAGAAAUUCAUGGAAGUUCGAUUUGUGUAUGCUUGUGAGACCGAAACCUUUUUCAGUUGUCAUCCAAAAAA